UGACGUCAGAGAGCGGGCGCCUGGUACGGGCGGGCGGCGCCGUGAGGGGAAGAUGCCGGUGGCGGUGAUGGCCGAGAGCUCCGUGAGCUUCAGGCGGCUCUUGGAGCAGUGCGAGACGCAGGAGCUGGAGGCCCCUGGAGGAAUUGCCACACCCCUUGUUUAUGGCCAGCUUCUGGCUUUGUACCUGUUGCACAAUGACAUGAAUAAUGCACGUUAUCUCUGGAAAAGAAUCCCUCCUGCUAUCAAAUCUGCAAAUGCUGAACUCGGCGCGAUUUGGUCAGUGGGACAAAGAAUCUGGCAGAGGGAYUUCCCAGGAAUCUACACAGCAAUCAGCGCACAUCAGUGGUCUGAGACUAUCCAACCAAUCAUGGAAGCGCUCAGAGAUGCAACCAGGAGACGAGCCUUUGGACUGGUUUCCCAGGCUUACACAUCAAUAGUUGCAGAUGAUUUUGCAGCCUUUGUUGGCCUUCCUGUAGAAGAAGCUGUUAAAGGUGUGCUGGAACAGGGCUGGCAAGCGGACUUUGCAACUCGCAUGGUGAUGCCUAAAAAGCCUGGUGUGCUGGAAGCUUCCUUUAACAGAUUUAUUCCUUCAUCAGAACCUGCUCCAGUCCCACCAAUUCCCAAUGAACAGCAGUUGGCCAGAUUGACUGACUAUGUGGCUUUCCUGGAAAAUUGAUCACUCUGCUCCUGUGUUCAGAACAGCUCGGGAAUCCUGUGUACUGACAGUUCUAGAUCUAAGAUUUAUUUUAUUCCAUAUCUGUUAAAUGUUGCAGCAUCCCCCACUCAGAAGUGUGAAGUAUCCAGCAUAUGUCAGGCCCAUGCCUCUUUUGCCAAAGUCCAGCUAGCAGUGAAACAAUCCUUUAACUCCUGCAGUAUUUAUUCAGUAGGUACACAGCAGUAUUACAUAGUACAGGGCUGGUUUUUUUUUUUAAUUUGAGUUAAAGCAGAUCCUUUUUCAGGUAUGUUAGAAACGGAGAAGAAACAAUUCUGUGAUGAGUACUGCAGUGCUUAUCACAGAUCUAUUGCAUGUUGAACUAAAGGACAGAGAGUGGAAGACUGCCCAGCCUG
This is a messenger RNA of Malurus melanocephalus (red-backed fairy wren), 1068 nucleotides long. It is a transcript of the gene COPS8, whose product is annotated as COP9 signalosome subunit 8. Gene Ontology annotation, biological process: COP9 signalosome assembly; protein deneddylation. The record is from RefSeq and is a predicted model, not a curated record. Bases 53 to 676 code for a protein of 207 amino acids. Gene Ontology annotation, cellular component: COP9 signalosome. The transcript is spliced from 8 exons. Lineage: Eukaryota; Metazoa; Chordata; Aves; Passeriformes; Maluridae.